Messenger RNA from Prorocentrum cordatum, 5694 nucleotides. Lineage: Eukaryota; Dinophyceae; Prorocentrales; Prorocentraceae. The record is from the annotation of a GenBank genome assembly.
AUGGGCAAUCCAAACAGGCGCGCACAGGCCGGAGGUGACGGGGAGGCGGGCACGUGGUCAUGCGGAGUCUGCUUCACCAAGGGCUUGUGCGGGGCGCGCCUGCAGUGCACGACCUGUGGCACCUGGGCGUCUCCUGGAGUGCGUGCGCGGCUGGAGCGGGAGGCCAAGAGGCGCAAGCUGGACCGGGAGAACCAGGGCAAGGGCGGCAGGAGCGGCAGGGAGGGAAGCGGCAAGGCGGGCGGCAAGGGCGACAGGGUCCCCCCGCCUCCGCCGUGGGCUCCCUGGUCUUGGCCCGCUCCGGGGGAGGCAGGCGGCUGGCCCAGCUAUUGGGCACCGCCCCAGCCGCCCACGCUCGGAGGAUGGCUGGACGCGGCCGCCCGGCAGCACAGCACCGGCAAGGACAACAAGGACGGCAAGGGCGACACGGUGUUGGCGGCCGUUGAUGCUCAGAUCCGUUCAUUGGAGGGCCUCCUCAAGGCCGACGGCGACAACGAGGACCUCGCGAAGGCCCUCGCCGGCGCCAAGGCCAAGAGGGAGCAGCACCUGGCUGCUAAGCGGGCCGCCCGUCCAAAGGGCAUCCAGCUACAGCAGCUGGACGACAAGAUCACGGGGGUCAGCAAGCGGAUCGCGGCGAUCCAGGAGACGGAGCUUGUCAAGCUCAAGGAGCAGCGUCAGAAGGCGUUGGAGGACUUCGACCAGCAGAUCGCGAAGCGGCAGGAGGAGCUGGAGCAGUGCGAGGCCCAGCGCACCUCCUUCCAGGCGGAGCGGGUCAAGCUCGCCAAGGAGGUUCAGGACGAGGGUGGCCCCGCCGUCGCCGCCCCCCACUUCGGACCGCAAGUGGUGGCCGAUCUUACGCAAUUCCUCGACCAGCUGCCCACCGUGCUCGCGAGCAUGCAGGGCUCCGCGGAGGUGCAGCAGCGCCAGGAGUGGGCCAACAGUGCCGACGUGGACGAGGCCGAGCGCAUCAAGCGGAAGGAGCAGCUCGCCGGCUUGCAGGCUUACGCCCUGCACCUGCACAACAGCAGCCUGUCGUGGCGGCGCCUGGAGGAUUUCCUCCAGGACCAGGGCGCGAAGGCAGUGCAGGAGGGCCGACUGCCCAUCGUGUUGGGUCAAGAGCAUGGCAAGGCGGCGCCAUGGUUUGCUGACGCCGCUGCUGGGAUAGCAGCCAAGGGCUGGCGCGUGCUGGGCGCCCCGGCCAAGCCCACGGAGGGCGGCAGCAGCGCGGGCGUGUCCAUCGCCCUGCCCACAUGCUUGACCGCGUCCUUCGCGCCAGGCCAGACGAGCUGGGACAUCAGCCCUCCAGGAGGCGAGGGCAGAUUGGCGAUGGCCGUUGUCACCAUCCCGGGCCUGGGCGCGAUGGCCAUCUUCAGCGUCUACAUGGUGACGUGCAUGAAGCUGGACGCCGCCGUGAAUGCGCAGAUCUUGGACGUCAUCGCCGAGUGGGUCAUCCAGCUACGGAUCCCGUGGGUGGUUGGCGGUGAUUGGAACAACCGUCCAGAUGACUUGGAGCGCAGCCCAUGGAACCAGGAGCUGCGAGGCUGCAUCAAGGCCACUGCCCACCCGGAGGGCACCUGCAAGAACAGCCAGGGCGACCACAGCACCAUCGACUUUUUCUGGCUAGAUUGCAAGCUCGGGCAGGCCUUUGGGGAGGUCACUCCGCACGUGGAGAUGCCGUUCAGGCCGCACCGGCCGUGCGCGAUGCAGUCCAUGGCAGAGGAGCAGGCAGAGGUGCAGCACCCACCUGUCCCGCCGCUCACGGGCACGCCGUCGAAAGACGGCCUGGACGCAGCGUGGUCGGUCUUCUGCGACACCGCCGACAGCCAGCUCCAGACCAUUUUCGGCAUGUCGGACCUCCGGGCCUCGAAGUAUAAGGGUCGAGGGCAGGCGCCACGCUUGGUUGAGAAGGAGCUCCUUCCAAAGUGCCCGAGCGCGGUCAACAGCAGAGGCCCCGCAUGGGCAUGGCGGUGGCUGUCGGUGGAGCUCUCGUGGAUUGGCGUGGCGGCCAUCCACGUCGUGAGGCGGGGCCUGCCUGCCGGGUCCCCGCCAGUGCUGGAAAGACGGAGCGGCGAUGAGGUAGACGGCAGCGUCCAGGUCAAGCAGUACCAGGCGGCGGUCGUCAGGUUGCAGGCGUCUGCAUUGAUUAUGGGCCUAUUGGAGGUGCCCCUCACGGUGGACGUCAUCCGCGUGUUGGAGGGCAUCAAGGAAGCGGCGAAGGCACGUGCGCAGGAGUGGGAGGUGGCCGUCAUGAGGGAUAGGAGCCGCAAGUUCCGUGAGAAGCUCGACGAGAAAUAUCCGGGCUCGGCGGGCCUGCUGCACAAGGUCUGCGCGUGGCGUGCUGCGUGGCUCCCACCGCGGGGCUCCGUCAGCAAGGCUGCUCUCCCUGCUCACCCCCAGCAGGCGGUCGAGCAGGAGGCAAAGGAGUGGGGUGCCGUGUGGCAGGCGGAGCAGGGCCCGUACGCCAAGCUCUGGGUGGGCCAGGGCCGCAGCCUCGGCACCAUCGACACCGCGCGGCUGCGCAAGAUCUGCAGGGCUUACAAGGAGCGCGCGGGCGUCAUCGGCUGGCACCCGAGACACUGGAGCUGGCUUAGCGACGACCUGCUCGAGUACUUGGGCGUGAUGUUGGAGUGGUGCGAGCAGCUGCGCGCAUGGCCCACAAGCAUUCGGCUCUUGGUGAUCUUCAUCUUGGGCAAGACGGACGGGGGGGGAAGGCCGAUCUGCCUGUUGCCCACGCCCGUCCGCAUCUGGGAGGGCAGCCGCGCCCACAUCCUCGAGGCUUGGGAGGCGGAGAACAGCAGGGACUACGACUGGGCGGCCCCAGGGAAGAGCAGCGAGCAGGCGGUCUGGCGCGUCAUGCUGGACGACGAGGCCUGGGGGGAUAGCGGCUUCUGCUCGACCAGCGUCAUGCUGGACGUCACGAAGGCGUACGAGCACGUGUCCCUCAACCUGCUGUGGGUCUUUGCCAUCAUCAUGCGGUGCCCUCUCGACCUCGUCGGCCUCGCGCUGGAGGCCUUUUCGGCCCCGCGCUACCUGCGACGGGAGGGAGCAGUGGCGGACGCCGUCACCACCUUGGUUGGCUUGCCGGCAGGAUCGAAGUAUUCGAAUAAAUUGCUGAAGGUGUUCAUGUUCUGGGCCUUGGGCCUGGUACUUAAGGGGUGCCCCUUAGCGCAGCUCAUCCUGUACGUGGACGACAUCACGCUGCGGUUGAUGCACUCCGCACCGCACCUCAGGCGUGAGGUGAUGCGAGCUGUGCGCUUCCUCAUCGUGCUCCUGGAGCAGGCUUUGGGGCUUCCGCUAGCGCGGGGUCCCGAGGGCAAGUGCGUCUUCGUCGCCAGCACCGAAGAGGCCAGGGGCCUGCUGCAGGCACCGAUGCUGGAGCUCGGCAUCAAGGAGGGCAGCGUGGAGCGAUGGCUGGGCAUUGACUACAACCCGCAGCAGAAUCGCAAGAACAGGCCCACCAGGCAGAAGCGGCUGGCAACCGCGAGGCACAGGUGGAGGAAGGCCGCGUGGCUCCGGCGAAGGGGCAUCAAGGUGCGCAGGUUCGUGUCCCAGGGGGUCGCCCCCUCCUUGGCCUACGGGGCUACGUGCGAAGGCACCCCACCGCACAUCCAGCACUUCCUGGCGGCCAAGCUCAAGGCAUCCAGGGCGGGGUCAGGCCCUUUCCGUUCGGCCACGAUCAACGCGGCGCUGGAGGGCGACCUCGUGGCCGAGACGGCGGCAACAGCCCCACUCUUGGCUUGGGCGAAAGAGUGCUGGGACCACAAGAGCAUGCACGGGGGCCUGCAGCGCGCGUGGGCACGGCAGCAACGACGUCUGGCCCCGUACCUGCAGGGCGAUACCACCAGCAAGGAGCGGUGGGCGGCCGCGCGAGGGCCUGCGGCGGCCACCAUUCUCACGUGCCGCGAGCUGGGCUGGCGGAUGGUAGACUACCACACCAUCGACACGAAUCCGGGGGGCCCCGGGGACGACGGCAGCGCGCCAGGGGCCUCCGCGCCGCCAGGCAACUCGGCGGCCGUGGGCCUGCGACGGCCCGAGCUGUUGCCAGACGCACAAGGCGCCCGAGUCAUCGACAUGUUGCGCGAGUGUCCGAAGGAGGUGGCGGCGCGGGCUAAGGAGACCCUGAGCGGCGUCAAGCUCGACACCUGGGUGGCGAGCAGCGGGCGCGAGGUGCUCAGACCGAGGCCUUGGCUGGCGCCGCUCCGCCAGUUGCAGAAGAAGCAAUUGGCGAAGGGUUGGACCAAACACCACCGCAAUGCGGCGAAGGUGGCAACGCUGGGCGGUUACCCGGAGCAGCGGGCCCUCUUCGCACAGGGCAGGGCGGAGAGCCCAGACUGCCCUCUGUGCGGGCAGGAGGAAGGCAGCAACAUGCACCUCUACUGGCGGUGCGCGGCGCCCCAGUGCCAGGAGGCGAGGGCGAAGCUGUCAGACCACAAUGGACGAAUGGCUGUGGACACGUGGACUCAUGGCCGACCCAACUAUCGGUGUCACCUGAAGCUGCCAGCCGCCGAGCAGCACUGGGGGCGCAUGGACGGCCCAGGGAUAUUCGACGGGAGAGUGGCUACAGAUGGCUCGGUGGUCAAUCCGAGCUGGGUCCGCCUUCGCGCGGGCGGUUGGACGGUCGUGAUGUUCGAGCGGGGCGAGCUCGCACAAGGCCUGUGGGGCCCCCUCCCCGUACCGGCAACGAGCAGCCUCGUCGCGGAGCUGUGGGCGUUGGCAAUGAUGCUGCAGCACGCGGGUUUGGUGACCGAGGUGCUCUUAGACAACCAGGCGGCCGUUGACGGGCUGUUGUCGGGGCGUGCCCGCUGCUGCAACAGCGCGGCCCUCUGUGCGCACCUAUGGACCUGGAUCUGGGACCUGCUGGACGAGCGCGACCUCAGCCCUGGCGUCAGUCUGGCGGUGGUGAAGGUCAAGUCCCACACGUCCCAGAAGCAUCGGGCGAAGAUGGACGAGGUGGACCAGGAGCGCUACCGCAUGAACGAUGCGGUGGACAAGCUGGCGAAGCAAGGAGCCCAGUGCCCGGUCCCCGAGUGGGCGGUGGCCCUGGCCAAAUCCCGCAGCAGGCAGAUCAAGCGGGUUAUGGAGUACGUGGCAAGUUUUCGCGUGCUGUUGGCGGGGGUCGCCACAGCAGUGGCCGAGAGGAGGGGGCCGCGGCAUCAGGGGAAUGCUGGACGUCGCCCGCCAGUCCAUCGUGGUCACGAGUUGGUCCUCCACGGGACGACGUGGCGUUGCCGCCACUGCAAGGCCCACUGUCGCACGCAGGCGGGCAAGCGGAAGCUGGACCGCGAGGAGUGCAGACCUGCGGCCGAGGUGGAGGCCGCGCGAGCAAAUCGGCAGGCGCGGCGGCGCCGGCAGGGCGAUCCGCCGCCUCCGAGGCGGGGCGCUGAGGGCGACGGCGGCGGUGACGGCGGCGAAGGCUCGCCCCGCCCUGGGCGCCCCGACGUGCCGCGGCCGCCCCCCGCCCCUACGCGCGAGCACCGCUGGGUGACGGCCGGCGACUUCGUGGUGUGCCGCGUGUGCGGGGCGUUCUACAGGUGCCGAGCUCGACGGGCCCUGGAUGGCUGCACAGGCAAGCUCACCAACGCCCCGAGGGACCAGGCGCGGCGCCGACGCCGAGACCGAUUGCUGGAUGGGCGCAACCCCUACACGGGCGUUGCGAUGGGCGGCGAGGUCGUGGAGGGUCGCGCCCGCGACGCCUGA